AUGCGGGCGGCAAGCUCAGCCACCCUAGCCCUAAGCCCUAACCGCUCGCCUACGCACCAACGCGGGCGACCAACCAAAACUUUGCAAACUCCAUCGCGAUUCUAUCCGCACCGACGACCGUCGACUCGACAAUCUCCUUCCAGCAACCACCGUCGUCGCCAAACCCCAGUCACAACCGUCGAGAUGGCGCAGGAACGUUCCGGAAUCGUGGUCGGUCUGAACAAGGGCCACAAAACCACCCCUCUCAACACCCCCAAGACCCGGAUCAGCCGCACCAAGGGCCAGUCUUCCCGCCGCACUGCCUUCGUCCGUGACAUCGCCCGCGAGGUUGUCGGUCUUGCCCCCUAUGAGCGUCGUAUCAUCGAACUCCUGAGAAACACUCAGGACAAGAGAGCUCGUAAGCUCGCCAAGAAGAGGCUCGGUACCUUCACCCGUGGCAAGAGAAAGGUUGAGGACAUGCAGAGAGUCAUCGCCGAGUCCAGACGUGUGGCUGGUCACUAA
Aspergillus pseudoviridinutans is the source of this 501-nucleotide messenger RNA. RefSeq names its product 60S ribosomal eL36 domain-containing protein. Gene Ontology annotation, molecular function: structural constituent of ribosome. The record is from RefSeq and is a predicted model, not a curated record. The coding region runs from base 1 to 501 and encodes 166 amino acids. The transcript has 3 exons. NCBI's taxonomy places the organism in Eukaryota, Fungi, Ascomycota, Eurotiomycetes, Eurotiales, Aspergillaceae. Gene Ontology annotation, cellular component: cytosolic large ribosomal subunit; ribosome. Gene Ontology annotation, biological process: cytoplasmic translation.